Molecule: messenger RNA, 5381 nt
Organism: Hippopotamus amphibius kiboko
Lineage: Eukaryota; Metazoa; Chordata; Mammalia; Artiodactyla; Hippopotamidae
Gene: RB1
Product: RB transcriptional corepressor 1
Exons: 27
Coding region: 242-3046 (934 amino acids)
Biological process (GO): negative regulation of G1/S transition of mitotic cell cycle; neuron projection development; regulation of transcription by RNA polymerase II
Cellular component (GO): Rb-E2F complex; nucleus; chromatin
Molecular function (GO): RNA polymerase II transcription regulatory region sequence-specific DNA binding
Source: RefSeq, a predicted model, not a curated record
CGACGCCGGCGGGCCCGGGAGCCUCGCGGACGUGACGCCGCGGGCGGAAGUGACGUUUUCCCGCGGUUGGACGCGGCGCUCGGUUGCCGGGCGGGGGAGGGCCAGUCCGGUUUUCCUCAGGGGACGUUCAAAUUAUUUUUGUAACGGGAGUCGGCACAGGACGGGGCGUGCCCGACGCGCGCGCGUCCUCCCUCCCCGGCCCUCCUCCAGCGUCCGCCGGCGCCUGCCCCGCGAGGGCGUCAUGCCGCCCAAAGCCCCCCGGAGAGCAGCCGCCGCCGCCGCCGCCGCUGCUGCCGCCGCCGCCGCCGCCGUCGCGGAGCCCCAGCCGCCGCCCCCGCCGCCGCCUCCUGAGGAGGACCCGGAGCAGGACAGCGGCCCCGAGGACCUGCCUCUGGCCAGGCUUGAGUUUGAAGAAACUGAAGAACCUGAUUUUACUGCAUUAUGUCAGAAAUUAAAGAUACCAGAUCAUGUCAGAGAAAGAGCUUGGUUAACUUGGGAGAAAGUUUCAUCUGUGGAUGGAGUAUUGGAAGGUUAUGUUCAAAAGAAGAAGGAACUAUGGGGAAUCUGUAUCUUUAUUGCAGCAGUUGACCUAGAUGAGAUGCCAUUCACCUUCACUGAGCUGCAGAAAAACAUAGAAACCAGUGUCUGUAAAUUCUUUGACUUACUAAAAGAAAUUGAUACCAGUACCAAAGUUGAUAAUGUUAUGUCAAGACUGUUGAAGAAGUAUGAUGUGUUGUGUGCACUCUACAGCAAAUUAGAAAGGACAUGUGAACUUAUAUAUUUGUCACAACCCAGCAGUUCGAUAUCUACUGAAAUAAAUGCUUUGUUGGUGCUAAAAGUUUCUUGGAUUACAUUUUUACUAGCCAAAGGGAAAGUUUUACAAAUGGAAGAUGAUCUGGUGAUCUCAUUUCAGUUAAUGCUAUGUGUCCUUGACUAUUUUAUCAAACUCUCACCUCCUGCAUUGCUCAAAGAACCAUAUAAAACAGCUGUAAUACCUAUUAAUGGUUCACCUCGAACACCAAGGCGAGGUCAGAACAGGAGUGCACGGAUAGCAAAACAACUAGAAAAUGAUACAAGAAUUAUUGAAGUUCUCUGUAAAGAACAUGAAUGUAAUAUAGAUGAGGUGAAAAAUGUUUAUUUCAAAAAUUUUAUACCUUUUAUGAAUUCUCUUGGAAUUGUAGCUUCUAAUGGACUUCCAGAGGUGGAAAGUCUCUCUAAACAAUAUGAAGAAAUUUACCUUAAAAACAAAGAUCUAGAUGCAAGAUUAUUUCUGGAUCAUGAUAGAACUCUUCAGGCUGAUCCUACUGACAGUUUUGAAAUGCAGAGAACACCACGAAAAAAUAACCCUGAUGAAGAGGCGAAUGUGAUUCUUCCACAGACUCCAGUUAGGACUGUUAUGAAUACUAUCCAACAAUUAAUGAUGAUCUUAAAUUCAGCAAGUGAUCAACCGUCAGAAAAUCUGAUUUCCUAUUUUAAUAAUUGCACAGUGAAUCCAAAGGAAAGUAUCCUGAAAAGAGUAAAGGAUAUUGGGUACAUCUUUAAAGAGAAAUUUGCUAAAGCUGUGGGACAGGGGUGUAUGGAAAUUGGAUCGCAGCGAUACAAACUUGGAGUCCGAUUGUAUUACCGAGUAAUGGAAUCCAUGCUUAAAUCAGAAGAAGAACGAUUAUCCAUUCAAAAUUUUAGCAAACUCCUGAAUGACAACAUCUUUCAUAUGUCUUUGUUGGCAUGCGCUCUUGAGGUUGUAAUGGCUACAUAUAGCAGAAGUACAUCUCAGAAUCUGGAUACUGGAACCGAUUUGUCCUUCCCAUGGAUUCUGAAUGUACUUAAUUUAAAAGCUUUUGAUUUUUACAAAGUGAUUGAAAGUUUUAUCAAAGCAGAAGCCAACUUGACCAGAGAAAUGAUUAAACAUUUAGAACGCUGUGAACAUCGAAUCAUGGAAUCCCUUGCAUGGCUCUCCGAUUCACCUUUAUUUGAUCUUAUUAAACAAGCAAAGGACCGAGAAGGACCAGCUGAUCACCUUGAACCUGCUUGUACUCUUAACCUUCCUCUCCAGAAUAAUCACACUGCAGCAGAUAUGUAUCUUUCUCCUGUAAGAUCCCCAAAGAAAAAAGGGUCAACUACACGUGUAAAUUCUACUGCAAAUUCAGAGGCACAAGCAACCUCAGCCUUCCAGACUCAGAAGCCAUUGAAAUCUACCUCCCUUUCACUCUUUUACAAAAAAGUAUAUCGACUAGCAUAUCUUCGACUAAAUACCCUGUGUGCACGCCUUCUGUCUGACCACCCAGAACUAGAACAUAUUAUCUGGACCCUUUUCCAACACACACUGCAAAAUGAGUAUGAACUCAUGAGAGACAGGCAUUUGGACCAGAUUAUGAUGUGUUCCAUGUAUGGCAUAUGCAAAGUGAAGAAUAUAGACCUUAAAUUCAAAAUCAUUGUAACAGCUUACAAAGAUCUUCCUCAUGCUGUUCAGGAGACAUUCAAACGUGUUUUGAUCAGAGAAGAGGAGUAUGAUUCCAUUAUUGUAUUCUACAAUUCCGUCUUCAUGCAGAGACUGAAAACAAAUAUUUUACAGUAUGCUUCCACCAGGCCCCCUACCUUGUCACCAAUUCCUCACAUUCCUCGAAGCCCUUACAAGUUUUCUAGUUCACCUUUACGGAUUCCUGGGGGGAACAUCUAUAUAUCACCCCUAAAGAAUCCGUAUAAAAUUUCAGAAGGUCUGCCUACGCCAACAAAAAUGACUCCAAGAUCAAGAAUCUUAGUAUCAAUUGGUGAAUCAUUUGGGACUUCUGAGAAGUUCCAGAAAAUAAAUCAAAUGGUGUGUAACAGCGACCGCGUGCUCAAAAGAAGUGCUGACGGAAGCAACCCUCCUAAACCACUGAAAAAACUGCGCUUUGACAUUGAAGGAUCAGAUGAAGCAGAUGGAAGUAAACAUCUCCCAGGGGAGUCCAAAUUUCAACAGAAACUGGCAGAAAUGAUGGUAUUAACAUUUCCUCAUCCUUUUUUUAGCAUCUACUCGAACACGAAUGCAAAAGCAGAAAAUGAAUGAUAGCACGGAUACCUCAAACAGGGAAGAAAAGUGAGGCCCUUACGACCUUGGUGGGCACCCUGUACGCCUCCGGCUUCAUUGUCUCCCACAGAUCUGACUGUAGAACUCUCCCAGGUUCUGUUUACGGCCGCAUUUGAUACAUACUUUUAGCUCUUAUGGUGGAUAGCACAGUUGAGUAUUCAUACAGGGGAUUCCUAAGCCACUAGAACAUGCAUUGUUAUUGUACAAGAUUGAAAAUCUUGUGUCAAUCCUGCCAUUUAAAACACUGUAGCAGAUGUUUCCAUUUCCAAAGUACAGUAAGUCCCACACAUACAAACCUUCAAGAUGCGAACUUUCAAAGAUGCGAACAAUUGAAUCCUCCAGCAAGGAACCAGAACCUGGCCCAUCCAUGUCAGGCGAGAGUGACAUUGCAGCUUGCCCUCUGUCUCCUAUUGCCAACGAUCCUUCAGCUCUACCAUCUCCCGCCUCCUCUCCCUCCUCCAGUCAGUAACUCUUCUUGCCUGCUCACUCCAUGCCAGCCCUGUGUGCCAGCUGUUGUACUGUACUACUGUACUUUUCAAGGUACUGUACUGUAAGAUUAAACAUGUGUUCUUUAUUUUUUGUGUUUGUUUUUUAUGUGUUAUUUGUGUGAAAAGUAUUAUAAACCUAUUACAGUACAGUACUAUAUAGUUGAUUGUAUUAGUUGGGUACCUAGGCUAACUUUGUUGGAACUUACAAACGAAUUGGACUUAAAAACACACUCUCAGAAUGGAACUUGUUCACAUGUAGGGGACUUACUUAUACUUGCUCUGCUUUACAAAUGGUGGCAGGAUCCCCUGGGAGUAAGAGUCCUCAGAGCCUGUGCCUAUCUGAAUACUUUUGUCUUCUCUUGUGGCAUGUAUGUGAUGUUUGCUAUUAUUUUUAUUAAUUUAUAUUUAUUUUUUUUAAUUUAACAUGAACACCCUUAGAAAUUGCGUCUUGUCUUGCAAAUGCAAUUUGGCUGACUGCCCCCAUUCACCCAAAUGAUCCUGAAUUCCUGUGCUAAAACAGAUAUUAGAAACUAGGGGGAAAUUACUAACUUUUACAUACUAGAUUUUAGUUUACUAAUGGAAACUAAAUGGAUGUACUAUGUGUUUGUUUUAUAAAUUCUAGUUUUAAAAUACAAACAAAGCAAAGUAUAAACAUAUGAGAUGCUGUCAUACUACUGAUACAGAUUUCAUACCUCAGGACUUGUAAGAAUUUAUUGAUUCUUUUCUUCAUCCAACUCAUGCUUUAAAAUAAAGAAUUAUUAUUAGUACUUUUGGUUUUUAUACCAUUCAGAUCACUGAAUUCAUGAGGUACCCAUCUAGUGCUUCGAAAAUAAAGUGUUCAGCUAGAGCUUUGCUAUAGAGGACCCUAAUACAGUAUAUCCCAAGUGCACUUUCUAACGUUUCUGGGUCCUGAAGAAUCAAGAUACAAAAUAAUUUUACUCCACAAACAGACUGUUAACUAUAGGAGCCUUAAUUUUUUUCUUGGAGAGUUAUCUAAUUACAUCUCAGCAGUUAUUCUGCCCUCCUGAAUUUGGGAAGAGGGUGUGUUUUUUCUGGAAUGGUACAUGUCUUCCAUGUAUCUUUUGAACUAGCAGUUGUCCUAUUUUUUUUUUUUUUUUUCUCUCUCAAUUCAGCAUGGUCUAACACUGGCACAUUCAAAGCCACAUUAUUUCUAGUCCAAAAUGCAGGUAAUGAAAGGUCUUUGGGUUAGGCAUUAAUGUUCCUCUAUGAUAUUGUGCAAAAGCUUCAAAUUAAAAUAAAUAGCUACGUUAGAAAAAGAGGCGCUCCCCUCCCACACACCUAAAGGUGUAUUUAAACUAUCUUGUGUGAUUAACUUAUUUAGAGAUGGUAUAAUUUAAAAUAGGUGGUAUUUAAGGUAGUAGUAUCUACUAGCUUUUAGGAAAAUUAUUUUGUCUAAACUCAGAGUUCUUUUUAAAAAGAAAUCUGGUCUUGUUAGAAAACAGAAUUUUAUUUUGUGCUCAAUUAAGUUGCAAACUUAUUUUUUUGACAGUUAUCUUGAUAACAAAGGCACUAGGAAGCUUUAUCUCAUUUCCUCCCUCAUUUUUGCAUGAGUAUCAUACAAAUCAGUUUUUAGGUUAAGGGCUUACCACAUUUCUGGGUCUUUUGCUAAUAAGUUCAUGUUAGAAUUAGUGUCGGAAGUUAAGGAAUUUCAGAGAUCGUGUAUUGAGAUUUCUUAAAUAAGGCUUCAGAUAUUGCUUUAUUGCUUUUUGUAUUGGUUAAAAUUGUACAUUUAAAAUUGCUGUGUUACUAUUUUCUACAAUUAACAAUAGUUUGUCUAUUUUUAAAUAAAUUAGUUGUUAAGAGUC